Messenger RNA from Corvus hawaiiensis (hawaiian crow), 1357 nucleotides. It is a transcript of the gene TEAD4, whose product is annotated as TEA domain transcription factor 4. Lineage: Eukaryota; Metazoa; Chordata; Aves; Passeriformes; Corvidae. The coding region runs from base 309 to 1232 and encodes 307 amino acids. The record is from RefSeq and is a predicted model, not a curated record. Gene Ontology annotation, molecular function: DNA-binding transcription factor activity, RNA polymerase II-specific; RNA polymerase II cis-regulatory region sequence-specific DNA binding. Gene Ontology annotation, biological process: hippo signaling; regulation of transcription by RNA polymerase II; embryonic organ development. The transcript has 11 exons. Gene Ontology annotation, cellular component: transcription regulator complex.
CUGCGGGCUCGGGGGUGGGGAUCGGGCGGGAGCGAGGGGCAGGCGCGCAGUUACAGCGCUCAGUGCUCUCUUGGCAGAAAGUCCUGGAGCUGAAGGAGGAUUUGAAGCCGGUCCCCGCUGCCCCUGCGGAACAGCAGCCGCUCUUGCCUCGCUCAGGCCGAAAUGAGUUGAUUGCCCGCUAUAUUAAGCUGAGAACAGGGAAAACACGCACAAGGAAACAGGUAUCUAGUCACAUCCAGGUCCUAGCAAGGCGGAAAGCCAGAGAGAUCCAAGCCAAGCUCAAGGAUCAGGCAGCUAAAGAUAAAGCCAUGCAGAGUAUGGCUACAAUGUCAUCUGCCCAGAUUAUCUCUGCAACUGCCUUCCACAGUAAAAUGGCCUUGCCUGGUCUCCCGCGACCGGCCUACCCUGCUGUUUCUGGGUUUUGGCAAGGACCAUUGCCAGGCCAAGCUGGAUCUUCCCAGGACGUGAAACCAUUUUCUCAACAACCUUAUGCUGUACAGCCUCCGCUUCCAUUACCAGGGUUUGAGUCUCCUACUGGCCUCUCACCUUCCCCAUCAGCACCAGCUUGGCAAGGACGAAGGGUUGCUAGCUCCAAACUUUGGAUGUUAGAGUUCUCUGCAUUCUUGGAACAACAACAAGACCAAGACACAUAUAACAAACACCUGUUUGUGCACAUUGGGCAGUCAAGCCCCAGCUACAAUGACCCCUACCUCGAGGCAGUGGAUAUCCGGCAGAUCUAUGACAAGUUCCCUGAGAAAAAAGGGGGCCUGAAGGAGCUCUUUGAAAGGGGGCCAGCUAAUGCCUUCUUCCUUGUCAAAUUCUGGGCUGAUUUGAAUACCAAUAUUGAAGAUGAAUCCAGAUCUUUCUAUGGCGUUUCCAGCCAAUACGAGAGCCCAGAAAACAUGGUCAUUACCUGUUCCACCAAAGUGUGUUCCUUUGGAAAGCAGGUGGUAGAGAAAGUAGAGACAGAGUAUGCGCGCUAUGAAAACGGACACUACUCCUACCGCAUCCACCGCUCCCCUCUCUGCGAAUACAUGAUCAACUUCAUCCACAAACUCAAGCACCUUCCCGAGAAGUACAUGAUGAACAGUGUGCUGGAGAACUUCACUAUCUUACAGGUUGUGACAAACAGGGACACACAGGAGACCUUGCUGUGCAUAGCAUAUGUUUUUGAAGUAUCAACUAGUGACCAUGGUGCCCAGCAUCACAUCUACCGGCUGGUGAAGGACUAGAGACUCUCUGCCCUGAGAUGUCCAUGGAAUGCAUGUCUAAGAAAAAAGUCUGUGCUUGAACAACCCCUGCCCCCCAUACCAAACUGAAAAAUAAACUGCAGAUAUUGUGUAUUUUCAGAAAAGUA